UGUUACAAUGCAUUGGUCAAGGUAUGAAUGCUUCUUCAAACACUUGUUACACGACUUUGAACUGAUGCCUUUUUAGGUGCUCAUGCCUAGCCAUCUUUAUGCUGGAAAAGAAAAUAAUUAUAGUAUAUCCCGUUCUGCGGAAGCAUCCAUGAAAGGGAAAUCUCGUAAGAGACAGCUGAAGGAUCCUCAGCGGAAGUCCAUCUAUGGAGGUCAAGUGCCUCGAGUCUCCGCAGCAUCAUUUACUAUAUCAUGUUCUGAAGAGGGGCUGAACAAUUCGACAUAUACAUCCCCAGGACACAAUGGAACCGAAGAAAAGGGAUCUUUAGUCAAGGAUGAGAUGACCGACACUUACCCAGAAAGUAAUACUUACGUUCAAGGAAGAUUUGAUGGAAAGACUGAAACUUCCCUAGUAGAUGGCUUGGAGGAAAGAAUACGUUGCUUGGAUAUUACCUUUGAGGAUCAGCCAGUGGAAGCCGAUAUCGAAGAAGCAUAUAUACAGGGAGAAGCCUUGACACCCCCCGAAAUCAAGUUCUCCGAAGACGGCGAUAUGGACGACAACUACUGGACUUGGGACCAGAGCUCUCAAAGAUUCCGACACUGGGAUGCGGAACGUGGAGAAUGGUUAUACUUUCCUGAGAGAUUUGAUUGAAACGAUUUGAUGAAUUUUGGGCGGGUUGGGAUGUGUAACGGCCAACUUGAUGCAGUCAGCUGGAGGAGAACUCUAAGACCAGUCACUGUAGAACCCGUUUAUUGUUCAAUAUUUUCAUAUUUCAAUUUCAGCUAAGUACCACGUCACUUCACACUCUACACCAUAUGCUCCUCAUUCAUACCAAUGCCGCUCGUAAUCUCAUCAUUCGUCUUUCCCGAUCCCGUAUACUUCAAAUCAAGCCUUGCUUUCAGGCUUAUCCUUGACAGUCUUGUCAUCAGGUGAAAAGCUUAAACUGACGCUGUUCACACAGUGACGCUCAUCAGUGGGCGUGUCAAAGCCCUCGCCCUUGAACACAUGUCCUAGGUGACCGCCGCAGUUGGCACAUACAAUCUCUGUUCGUGCCAUACCGAAAGCGCGAUCCUCGUGACGGACAACGGCACCAGGGAUGCUGUCAAAGUAGGCUGGCCAGCCGCAACCAGAGCUGAACUUGUGGCUCGCCUUAUAAAGCGGAGCGUCACAACCAGCACAGGUAUAAACACCCUGCUCAGGAUAGUGCUUGUCAAACUUUCCAGAACCAGGAGGUUCGGUACCCUUCUCACGCAGGAUACGGAAUUGCUCUGCGAACGUUAGUUACUGUGUAGAAGAGAUGCUAGCAGUGCAGGAACAUACCCUUGUUGAGGACAGCUCGCCACUCGUCGUUUGAACGUUGAUCAGGGUAAGACAUAUUGGAAGAGUUCUUGGAUGAAGUGCCAAAUAAAGCGCCCAACAGAGGAAUGCCGGACAUAGAUCGAAGGGGAAUAGGUCGAAAGGCCAGGUGUGAAGGCAGAGGAGUUCUCACGCGGGUGAUAUUUGAGAAAGUGUAGAAGAGUGUGGAUAGUAAUGGAGAGAAGCGCAUUGAGAAAGGACUUGUAUAUGGUUAUUUAUAUUUGAUUGAAGACUGAGUUAUCAUUCAUGACCUUCAAGAGAGAC
Messenger RNA from Fusarium odoratissimum NRRL 54006, 1618 nucleotides. RefSeq lists its product as uncharacterized. Lineage: Eukaryota; Fungi; Ascomycota; Sordariomycetes; Hypocreales; Nectriaceae. The transcript has a single exon. The record is from RefSeq and is a predicted model, not a curated record. Bases 83 to 649 code for a protein of 188 amino acids.